Callorhinus ursinus (northern fur seal) is the source of this 1220-nucleotide messenger RNA. The record is from RefSeq and is a predicted model, not a curated record. NCBI's taxonomy places the organism in Eukaryota, Metazoa, Chordata, Mammalia, Carnivora, Otariidae.
AAAUGGUCUAUAUUGUAGUGUUUGGGUUUCACUGAAUGCUAACUUUUAGUGCGGGAGGGAUUUUCUUUUUUUUAGUAAUUGAGCUAUAACUCACAAAAAAUUUACCUUUUAGAAUUAUACAGUGGUUUUCAGUAUAUUCACAAAGUUAUGCAACCAUCACCAUUUGGUGAAUGCUUGUUAAUCACUCAUCUCUUAAAGGUGACCUCCUCAGAGCCACUGGAGUAGAGAAGAUCCAGAUUCAAAGUAAUAGUUGUUUUGUCCAGCAGGGCCCUUAGACUUUAUUUACAUUAAACAAUACCUGUGGAAACUGAGAGAUAAGUUUAGAUAGUUAAUAGAUAAGAUUCUUGAGAUUUGUUUCUCUUUCUGUAAGACCAAAGGCCUGCAACAACAACUCUGUCAAGGAUUUUUCAGACUUCCAUGGGACAGUAAGUGAAAUAGAGUAAGCAGAGGAAAUCGGGGAAAAGUCUUAUUCCUGGAGUGUCAUUUCUUUUCCUACCUAAUUUUCUGUUCUACCUGGUUAUUUCCUUUUCUGCCUUGACUUACUCAUUAUUAGACUGUUAGAUUUGGGCUCUUAUUUUACAAACUAUUAGAAUUUUUGAUUGGGAGUAAACCCUCUUUGGGGAAGGUUUUAUUUAAUGUAGUUAGUACAUAGCUUUUUGCAUUCUUUUGUCCUUUGCUUAUUUUUCACCUGCUCUGGAAUCGUACUGCAUGAAAAGACAGCAGUUAAAAUUUAUCAUGCGAGAUUUCGCGCCCGGCGGGAGUUACGCCAGUCACGAGGGACGGACUACACUUGGGUCGGCGGCGAGUUUCCUGCAUCAUCUGCUUGUAGUCGCGAUGAGUUUGCCUCUCAAUCCCAAACCUUUCCUGAAUGCAUUAACAGGAAGGCCAGUAAUGGUGAAACUUAAGUGGGGAAUGGAGUUCAAAGGGUACCUGGUAUCUGUAGAUGGCUGUAUGAACAUGCAGCUUGCAAACACAGAAGAAUACAUAGGUGGAGCACUGUCUGGACAUUUGGGUGAAGUUUUAAUAAGGUGUAAUAAUGUCCUAUAUAUCAGGAGUGUUGAAGAAGAAGAAGAUGAUGGGGAAAUGAGAGAAUAGCAUCUUUUGUGGGUAAUUUUAUAUAUAUAUAUUUCUAGACAACUUUUUUUUCCCAAAAAAUUUAUCAUGCGAGUUAGGGAAAUAUAGAGGACAGAUUUUAAGCCUUGUUUUGCUUGAUUUUGUUC